This is a messenger RNA of Drosophila serrata, 1483 nucleotides long. It is a transcript of the gene CHKov2, whose product is annotated as CHK domain ov2. Lineage: Eukaryota; Metazoa; Arthropoda; Insecta; Diptera; Drosophilidae. The record is from RefSeq and is a predicted model, not a curated record.
CUUCUGGAUAAAACGAUUGCUCUUAUUAGCUGAGUAUGGGAAAAAUGCUCAAUAAAGGUAUAGCUUUUAAGAGAGACAACGAAGAGCUUUCGGUUCCACAAAACAAAAUAUUCGCGGACAGUAUCUUACUGAAAGGCAUUGGCAACAGUUGUCAGUAAAUCGUCAUAUGAUCAACUAUGACACACCAAGAAAUACCGUCAUGGGUUAACCAACAGCUUUUUCAUGGGUUACUGGAAAAGAAUAAUAAGAACUUCAAGGCUAUAGUUAAGUUUGUCCCAGAAGCUGCGAUCAGCAAAGGCGAGAACUAUCUGACGAUCGUGCUGCGUAUACAUAUUGAGAUGCAGCUGAAAGAUGAAAGCACCGAAGAUGUCAGCUAUAUACUGAAGAUACCAUUGGUGCCAGACGCCCAGGAUCAUGACUUCCACGAUAUGUUUACCACGGAACUAGAUAUGUACGAUCGCCUGAUACCAGAACUGGAGUCGAUAUAUGCCAAUAAUACUACAAUAUCACCAAAGUUCAAAGCGCUGCAUUUCAAGUUUCCCGAAAAUGCGGUCAAGUGUGACUACAUCUUAUUGGAGGAUCUACGAAAGAGGGGUUACAAAAAUGUGGACAGAACCCAGGGACUGGAACAAUUCGAAGUGGAGGCGGUGCUCAAGAAGCUGGCCCAGUGGCAUGCAGCAUCCGCAAAAAGGGUCGUCGACCAGGGAGAGUACGAGAAGAGUCUCAGGGAGAGCUACUUCACAGCCGAGCACCAGAAGUUGCUGGACGAGUUCAAUAUUAACUUCUGUGUGCCCUUCUUGGAGUGCAUGCAGACAUAUAAUCUAGAUCCGGGACAAAUGGUCCUCAUAAGUGACUACACCUCCCGUUUAACCGACCUGAAUAUAGAAUUUGGCAAAAACGACCCUCUGGAGCUGAGUGUGCUCAAUCAUGGCGAUUUUUGGUGCAAUAAUUUUAUGUUUAAGUACACGGACGCAUCUUCGGAGGUGGAGGACGUCUGCUUUGUUGAUUUCCAGCUGCCCAAAUAUGGUACACCUGCUCAGGACCUAAUGUGCCUGCUGAUGACCUCCCCCAAGUUCUCAAUCAAAUUAAAGAAAUUCGACCAUUUCAUAGAGUAUUAUCACCAUCAGCUGGUCGAGCACCUCGGCCUGCUCAGCUACAACCGGAACGCACCCACACUGGCUCAGUUCCAAGCCCAUCUACACCGAUACAGUCUCUGGGCAUUUAUAUGCGCACAGCGAAUGCUUCCCAUAGUGCUGCUCCCGGCGGAUCUGGAUUCGAAUAUAGCGAAUGUGAUGGGCAAUUCGGAGGAGGCGACAGCAUUCAAGCGGAAGAUGUUUCUGCUCCCGGCUUACGUGGAUCAAAUCAAAGUCAUACUGCCCUGGCUCAUUCAGAGGGGUUACAUAAGAUGAAUGGAUUGCAGUGAGCCAAACAGGUUCAUACCGAGCUCAAUCUAUUGUAAAAGUACUAAAUAAUAAAAAGUUAU